GCCACAACAAUUUAUAUAAGCUACAAAGUGCCUUUGCUGAAAUUGAAAAGAAAAAAAAAAGGGGUUUGAGAACGUGGCAUUAUUUAACAUCAAGUUGGUUUUGUUUGCGUUGCAAGAUUCUCUACACAAAAGAUAGAGGGAUGGAGUUGAUUGGGUUCUUUCAAGUUUUCAACAUCAUCCUCAUCGCCAUUGGGACUCUGUUGUACAUGUACUGCAGAUCAUUGACAUUUUCUUCCUCGACUUCUUCUUCUGGUGCUGCUGAUGCUGCUGUUGAUGAUAACGAUGAUGAUGUUGAUAUGCCCCUUCUUCGAGAAAAGUAUGAUGUGUUUAUUAGUUUCAGAGGCGAGGACACCCGCAAAAAUUUUACCAGCCAUCUUCAUGCUGCCUUACUUCGCAAGAAAAUUGAAACCUACAUAGACUACAGGCUGAAGAGAGGAGAUGAAAUUGGACCCACCCUCCUAGAAGCAAUAGAGAAAUCAAGGCUUUCGGUGAUCAUUUUCUCCAAAAACUAUGCGUCUUCCACAUGGUGCUUGAUUGAACUUGCGCAUAUACUCAAAUGCAAAAAGAAAAAUGGCCAGAUGGUUGUACCCAUUUUUUACGACAUCAGUCCAUCAGAUGUGCGAAAACAAAAGGGGAGUUAUGCAGAUGCAUUUGCUGAACUUGAAAAUCGUUUCAAGGACGGUAUGGAUAAGGUGAUCGAGUGGAAAGCUGCUUUGGUGGAAGCAACCGGUUUAUGUGGGUCUGAUUAUUCAAACAAAAAAGGGACGGAUGCUGAUUUCAUUGAAGAAGUUGUGGAAGAUAUUUCAACUAAAUUGAAACGUGAAACCGCAUAUGAUUUAAAGGGCUUGGUUGGAAUGACAAGCCGCAUCGAGCAAGUUGAAUCAUUAUUGAGCAUUAAUGAUUCGCUAGAUGUUUGCACUGUAGGCAUUUGGGGUAUGGGAGGUAUUGGAAAAACCACCCUUGCCAGGGCUAUGUUCAAGAUACUCUCUUCUAACUUCGAAGCUUGUUGUUUUCUUUACAAUGUUAGGGAGAAAUCAGAGCAAAGAGAUGGAAUCGAUCAAUUGCAAAAGGCACUUCUUAAAGAGAUCUUAAAGGAAGAAAAUCUCUCCAUAGAUUCAACUUUUGUUCGAGAAAGGCUCAGCCGUACAAAGGUUCUCAUUGUUUUUGAUGAUGUUACUGACUCAAGGCAAAUAAAAGAUAUAGCUGCAGAUAAUCUUCAGUACGGCGAUGGAAGUAGAAUCAUUGUAACAAGUAGAGAAUUGAGCGUACUCUUGAAAGCUGUUAGUGAUAAAAAAUAUAUAUAUGAGGUUGAGAAAUUAAAAACUGAUGACGCUCUUCGGCUCUUUCAACUUCAUGCUUUCAACGAUAACCCUCCUACAGCAGAAUAUAUGGAGUUGUCGGAAAGGGUGGUAGAAUAUGCUGGAGGCAUUCCACUGGCUCUUGAAAUUUUGGGUUCCUUAUUCUUUCCAUGUCAGAGCAUAGACGAGUGUGAAGAUGUAUUGAGAAAACUGAAAAAUUAUCCCAAUGAAGAAAUUCAAAAUACGUUCAGAUUAAGCUAUAAUAGAUUAGGAAGACAUGAGCAGGAGAUAUUUCUUGAUAUAGCAUGCUUUUAUAAAGGGUAUCAUAUUGAAGAUGUAAAAAAAAUGGCAAGUUUUGGCCAAAUGCAUGGUGGUUUAUGUGCGGCAGAUGGAAUUAGAGUUCUCCGUGAUCGGUCUCUCAUAUCGAUUAAUUCGGAAUGGGAAACCAUAGAUAUGCAUGAUUUGGUACAAGAAACGGGUCGGGCAAUUGUUCUCGAACAAUGUAUUGAAGAGCCUGGACGACGGAGUAGGCUGUUCAUUGCUGAGCAUGUCUAUCAUGUAUUGAAAAAUGACACGGGUACGGAAAAGGUUCAAGCCAUAUUCUUUAACGAGUCCAGCAUUGGAGAGCAAAACUUGGAUCGUGCAGACUUCGAAAAUAUGUAUAAUCUGAGAUUGCUCAAUGUUGAUAAUUCUAGCUUGUGCUUGAAAGAUUCUAUGUGGCAAAAUGCUGACAGUUCUAGAGAGUACUGCAAAUUAAACCUCUCUCUCUCUCUUCCCAACUCUCUUCGUUAUCUUUCCUGGAAGGGAUAUCCUUUGAAAACUUUGUCCCCAAAAUUUUCUCCUGAAAAUCUUGUUGAGCUUCAUAUGCCGGACAGCCAAGUCACGCAACUUUGGAAUGGAGGCCAGAAUCUUAUGAACUUAAAAGUGAUCAAACUUCGUUAUUCCAAAUGUCUAACUGCACUUCCAAACUUCUUGGGGAGUCCAAAUAUUGAGCACAUAGAUCUUUGCGGAUGUGAAAGUUUGGUUGAAAUCCCUUCGUAUUUUAAAGAUCUUGACAAGCUUACUUAUCUUGAUCUUUCAUGGUGCAAGAGUCUCGAGUAUCUUCCAGACAUGCCAGGCAACAUUGAAAUCUUACGUUUAAGAGGCAGUGGCAUAAAGGAGUUGCCGUCGAGCAUUUGUAAGUUGAAAUCUCUUAAGCGACUUAAUCUCACAGGUUGCACUAGAUUUUACAAAUUCCCUGAAAUAUUGGAGCCAAUGGAACACCUGGAGUUUCUUCGUUUAGAAGGGACAGCAGUUGAAGAGCUUCCCCAGUCGGUUGGAAAUCUAGUUGGCCUUCAAACAUUGGAUCUUGGUCGGUGCAAGAAACUUAAAGUUGUCCCAAGCAGCAUCUACAACUUAACAAAUCUUAAAACUCUCAGCUUUAAUGACUGUUGGAAACUUCAAAAUUUUCCUCAACCGACUGGCUCAGUUGGUUUGCUUUCUCUUGAAGAACUAGACCUCGGUGAUAGCGGAAUUUUACAAAUCCCUGAGGAUCUCAUUUGCUCAACCUCAUUAUUGAGUAUUAAUCUGAAUCGAACCAAAAUUCGGAGCGUACCCUCAACCAUCAAACAAGCUCCUCAGCUGUCUUUCCUCUUCUUAAUCGAGUGCAUGAGCCUUGAAUCUUUACCAGAGCUCCCAGUGCUAAGUCUUCUUCAAGCAGAUGGGUGCAAGUCACUGAUGACAGUUUCAAGUUCAAUGACUGCAAUUACGCAAUGUUGGAAUAGAUAUCAAUUGCUUCAAGAGCGACUUCACUUUUAUAAUUGCGGAAGGUUGGGUUAUGAUGCUGAUGCAAGAAGCAGCAUAAUGGUUGAUGCACAGCUUAGAAUCAUGCGAGUGGCAACUGCGUCUUCAAGGUUCAAAGAAGAAAAGGAAGAUUACCAAAAGUUUUCUGAGCCCUUAGUUACAAUUGUAUGUCCGGGAUGCGAAAUUCCAAAUUGGUUCGUACAUCAAAAUGAGGGUGCUUCAAUAAAUGUCAAGCUUCCUGCAAACUGGUUUCGAAAAGGUUUCUUGGGAUUCGCUGUAUCUGUUGUGGCAUCCGGACACCAAGAUCAAUCGGGAGAAGGUUUCUUGGGAUUCGCUCCAUCUGUUGUCGCAUCCGGACGUCAAGAUCUAUCAGGUAUGCAGUUUGAGUGCAAGUACAAUUUCAAAACCGAAGAGGGUGAAAGUCAUGGAAUCGAUUGUCCUGUCUUUGUCCCGUGCAUGGGUGAUGGUAGUGAUGGUUGCAAUUUAGAGUCAAAGCACGUGUUCGUAUUGUAUAAAGACCUUGAAUAUGAAGAGGGAGCAGAAUGGUCCUCGGAUUUUUACUGUCGUGUCACUGAGGUCUCUGUUCACUUCGAAACGAAGCCUUUCCGGUACAACUAUACGGUUGAAAAUUGUGGAAUAUGCCUGUUGUAUGCCGAAGAUGCAGAGAAAUUAAAAUUUGAUGUCAUUUCGCGACAAGAACAAGAUGAGUCUGCAGCAAGUGGGAGUGUUGAUCCUGAAGCCAGUGGAAACAACUAAUCUGAGGAAGCAAGUGGAAGAGAUGGCUCUUGAUGAAGAAAGUGGAAGCGAUGAAUCCGAGUAAGCAAGUGGAAGCGAUGACUCCGAGGACGAAAGUGGAAGUGAUGAGUCAGAGGAAGCAAAUGGAAGCUGCUAGGGAGUUGCCCUCUUAAUCGUCUAUUGAAUGAGUUCUUUGUAACCGCUUUUCGUUCUGCAAUUUCUUUGUACUUUAUUUUGUUACAAGUUCUUUUUAUCCACUUUCCGUUAUGUAAUUCGUUUGUCAUUUAUGUUGUAAGUAAUCUACGAUGGUUAUGAGGACAGUUCAUGUAUAAAUAUUGUACUCAUGUACAUUUGAGUAAUUUUCGAUCUUGGAAUCCCUAGUGCUUUCCCUCA
Molecule: messenger RNA, 4208 nt
Organism: Pyrus x bretschneideri (Chinese white pear)
Lineage: Eukaryota; Viridiplantae; Streptophyta; Magnoliopsida; Rosales; Rosaceae
Product: disease resistance protein RUN1-like
Exons: 7
Coding region: 141-3836 (1231 amino acids)
Biological process (GO): signal transduction; defense response
Molecular function (GO): ADP binding
Source: RefSeq, a predicted model, not a curated record